Mus pahari (shrew mouse) is the source of this 2864-nucleotide messenger RNA. RefSeq names its product karyopherin subunit beta 1 (gene Kpnb1). The coding region runs from base 342 to 2843 and encodes 833 amino acids. NCBI's taxonomy places the organism in Eukaryota, Metazoa, Chordata, Mammalia, Rodentia, Muridae. The transcript has 15 exons. Gene Ontology annotation, biological process: protein import into nucleus. The record is from RefSeq and is a predicted model, not a curated record. Gene Ontology annotation, molecular function: nuclear import signal receptor activity; small GTPase binding. Gene Ontology annotation, cellular component: nucleus; cytoplasm.
CUGCGAUCCGCCUCUCACUCACUCCCGGCCGCCCUUCCUUUCUCCCUCCGCCGCCCGAGCACCAGCCGCGCUCCGCGCUGCCCCCGGGGUCCCUCCCCCGCCGCCAGAGGAGCAGCUGCUGCCGCCUAGCACAUUAGGAGGGCGGAAGGAAGGAGAGCGGGGAGCAAGGGGAGCCGGAGCGCCUGCCCAGAGGCAGCCGGUGAAUGGGCUUGUGGUGACCCCCACCCCCCACCCCACCCUCCCUUCCCACCCGACCCCCAACCCCCAUCCCCAGUUGGAGCCGCCGCCCGUGAGGCCGGGCCGUCGUCUUGCGAGGAGUCCCCGCCGCCGUCACCUCCGCCAUGGAGCUCAUCACCAUCCUCGAGAAGACCGUGUCUCCGGAUCGGCUGGAGCUGGAAGCGGCGCAGAAGUUCCUCGAGCGUGCGGCCGUAGAGAAUCUGCCCACGUUCCUUGUGGAACUGUCCAGAGUGCUGGCAAAUCCAGGAAACAGUCAGGUUGCCAGAGUUGCAGCUGGUCUACAAAUUAAGAACUCUUUGACAUCGAAAGAUCCAGACAUCAAGGCACAAUACCAGCAGAGGUGGCUUGCUAUUGAUGCUAAUGCUCGACGGGAAGUCAAGAACUAUGUUUUGCAGACGUUGGGCACAGAAACUUACCGCCCGAGUUCAGCCUCGCAGUGUGUGGCUGGCAUUGCCUGUGCAGAGAUCCCAGUAAGCCAGUGGCCAGAGCUAAUUCCUCAGCUGGUGGCCAACGUCACAAACCCCAACAGCACAGAGCACAUGAAAGAGUCCACAUUGGAAGCUAUUGGUUACAUUUGCCAAGAUAUAGACCCAGAGCAGCUACAGGAUAAGUCCAAUGAGAUCCUGACUGCCAUAAUCCAGGGGAUGAGGAAGGAGGAGCCGAGUAACAAUGUGAAGCUGGCUGCUACCAANGNACUCCUGAACUCACUGGAGUUCACCAAAGCAAACUUUGACAAAGAGUCUGAAAGGCACUUUAUCAUGCAAGUGGUCUGUGAAGCCACACAGUGUCCAGAUACAAGGGUGAGAGUGGCUGCUUUACAGAAUCUAGUGAAGAUAAUGUCCUUGUAUUACCAGUAUAUGGAGACAUACAUGGGUCCUGCCCUUUUUGCAAUCACAAUUGAAGCAAUGAAAAGUGACAUCGAUGAGGUGGCUCUCCAAGGGAUAGAGUUCUGGUCCAAUGUCUGUGAUGAGGAAAUGGAUUUGGCCAUUGAGGCUUCAGAGGCAGCAGAACAAGGACGGCCCCCGNAGCACACCAGCAAAUUUUACGCCAAGGGAGCACUGCAGUACUUGGUGCCCAUCCUCANACAGACACUGACUAAACAGGAUGAAAACGAUGACGACGAUGACUGGAACCCUUGCAAAGCAGCUGGGGUGUGCCUCAUGCUCCUGUCCACCUGCUGUGAAGAUGACAUUGUGCCGCAUGUCCUUCCCUUUAUUAAAGAGCACAUCAAGAACCCUGACUGGCGAUACCGGGAUGCAGCAGUGAUGGCUUUUGGCAGUAUCUUGGAAGGACCAGAGCCUAAUCAACUUAAACCACUAGUCAUACAGGCUAUGCCCACCCUAAUAGAAUUAAUGAAAGACCCCAGUGUAGUUGUUCGAGACACAACAGCUUUUUCCAGUCUGGCUGAAGCUGCUUAUGAAGCUGCAGAUGUAGCUGAUGAUCAAGAAGAACCAGCCACCUAUUGUCUGUCUUCUUCCUUUGAACUUAUAGUUCAGAAGCUACUGGAGACCACCGACAGACCUGAUGGACACCAGAAUAACCUGAGAAGUUCUGCAUAUGAGUCUCUAAUGGAAAUUGUAAAAAACAGUGCCAAGGAUUGUUACCCUGCGGUGCAGAAGACCACCCUGGUCAUUAUGGAACGACUGCAGCAGGUGCUUCAGAUGGAGUCCCAUAUCCAGAGCACAUCUGACAGAAUCCAGUUCAAUGACCUCCAGUCUCUACUCUGUGCAACUCUUCAGAAUGUUCUCCGGAAAGUGCAGCAUCAAGAUGCUUUGCAGAUCUCUGAUGUGGUCAUGGCCUCCCUGUUAAGGAUGUUCCAAAGCACAGCUGGGUCUGGGGGAGUGCAAGAGGACGCCCUGAUGGCAGUCAGCACACUGGUGGAAGUGUUGGGUGGUGAAUUCCUCAAGUACAUGGAGGCCUUUAAACCAUUCCUGGGCAUUGGAUUGAAAAAUUAUGCUGAAUACCAGGUAUGUUUGGCAGCUGUUGGCUUAGUUGGAGACUUGUGCCGCGCCCUGCAGUCUAACAUCUUACCUUUCUGUGAUGAGGUGAUGCAGCUGCUCCUGGAGAACUUGGGGAAUGAGAAUGUCCACAGGUAUGUGAAGCCACAGAUUCUGUCUGUGUUUGGUGAUAUUGCUCUUGCCAUUGGUGGAGAGUUUAAAAAAUACUUAGAGGUUGUAUUGAAUACUCUACAGCAGGCCUCCCAAGCCCAGGUUGACAAGUCAGACUUUGACAUGGUGGAUUAUCUGAAUGAGCUAAGAGAAAGCUGUUUGGAAGCUUAUACGGGAAUCGUCCAGGGAUUGAAGGGAGAUCAGGAAAACGUACACCUGGAUGUAAUGCUGGUACAGCCCAGAGUAGAAUUUAUUUUGUCUUUUAUUGAUCACAUUGCUGGAGAUGAGGAUCAUACAGACGGAGUGGUAGCCUGUGCUGCUGGACUGAUAGGGGACUUGUGUACAGCAUUCGGGAAGGAUGUACUGAAGUUAGUAGAAGCUAGGCCAAUGAUCCAUGAACUAUUAACUGAAGGGCGGAGAUCGAAGACUAACAAAGCAAAGACCCUCNCCACGUGGGCAACCAAGGAACUGAGGAAGCUGAAGAACCAGGCUUGGUAAGCUCUUGUCUGCACUCUCAGG